Molecule: messenger RNA, 1077 nt
Organism: Didymodactylos carnosus
Lineage: Eukaryota; Metazoa; Rotifera; Eurotatoria; Philodinida; Philodinidae
Source: the annotation of a GenBank genome assembly
AUGUGGGCAUUGUUAGUAAACUUUGAUCCAAUAUUUGCUGCUGCUGUUAAAAAAUUAAAUAAUGAAGCAACAACAGAAACAACAUCUGAAACACUUCAAGUAUUUAUUAAUGAAUUUCUUGAGGCAUUUGGUCCAUAUUAUGUUUUGAGUGUCAUUGUUGGUUUUGAAGCAAAUGUCUACACAUAUUCUAACGAAGUGUUCCAUAAGGAACACGAUUAUUCUAAAGUUGAAGAACAAGUAUCAUUAACAUUUUUUUAUGAAAAAUUUAAACUAUCUGGUGACGAUCAAUGGAAAGAUAUUUAUAAUAGAAUGAUGGAAGAUUAUAAGCCAAACUUUAUAGUAAAUUCCGUUUUUCAUCCACCAGUUAAAAGUGAACCAGGACAACUAGAUUGGAUUGUUUGGCAAAAUAAAUUCAUUAAUGAACAACCGGUUGUAAUUAAUCGUACAAUAGCACCUAUCAGAAAUUUAUUAAUGAAAUACCCAAUUGUACGACAACACGUAUAUGAAACAACAGAAUUCUAUCUGACUAAUGGUUAUUAUCCAACGUUAAAACAAUUACGACAAUUAAAACGAUCAGUACAAAUGGUACCUGGUACAGAUAUUGUUGGUUGUGGCUUUGAUAUUGGUGCAAGAGAAAGUAAACUAUGUUUAUUUGAUGUUGAAAAUUCAGGAACUACAACCACAUGGACACAUCCAUUUGAUCUAACAAUAACAUAUUUAAUACCAACACAUUAUUUUAUUGAAGGCACACCUGAAGCAGAUGAUAUCCAUGAAACAAUAUUUUAUAACUCGGAACAAGAAAUAUAUUAUGAAAAACGUUAUGUUAUUGAUAACGAUAGUGAUGGCUUUCUCGGUUUUGGUGGAAAACAUGAACAUAAAGAGAUUAAUCACAUUUAUAAACAAAUUUAUCAACACAGAAUGAAUUUGGGCUUAACAGAAAGAGUAAUUAAUUGGUAUAAAUUAAGCAUUAGCACAUUUCCACCACCAUCAAAGUUUAAUUCAAUAACACAAGUUGUAUUUGAUUAUUUAUCAAACUUAACAGAAUUUGACAAAACAAAUCCAAUAUGGAAACAAUGA